AUGAUUACCAAGAUUCUUUAUUUCGUGUUAAUGAUAAGUAAUUUGCAAGCUCAAGCCGUAAAAUACCAAAAUGAAACUGAAGAAAGAUGUCCCGGAGUUUACGACUGUUUUCCGUCUGAUGGAGAUUCUUUUGAUCCAGAAAGAUUGCUUGGAGAAAUGGAAUUUUUGUCGACUUCUUCACGUUAUACAACGUAUUAUCUUUACACUAGAAAAAAUCCAGAACAUUACCAAAUUCUGAUUGACGGAGACGUUGAAAAUAUAAAGCAAUCAACAUUUGAUCCUCAAAUUCCAACAAAAAUGAUCGUUCAUGGUUAUAGAAGAGACGCUUUUGAUGAUUGGGCUCAGAUGUUGAAAGGCGCACUUUUAAAACACGGAGAAUAUAAUGUGAUUAGUGUUGAUUGGAAUAAAGCAGCAACGGCCUUCUAUCCUUACGCUAUCGUCAAUACGUAUAAAACUAGUAAAGAAAUCGCUCAUAUGAUUUCUUUUCUGAAGGACGUAACUGGGUCAGGUUUAAGCCAAUUUCAUGUAAUCGGUACGACUUUAGGGGGUCAGUUAGUGAGUUACGUUGGUAAGCAUUUGGAUGGAUUAGGGAGAGUAACAAGUUUGGAUCCUGCUGGUCCCGGUUAUCUGAAGAAUCCUCCAGAACAUAGAAUCGAUAUUGGAGAUGCGUUAUUUGUAGAUAUUAUCCAUACAAACGCAGAAGAGAGAUUUAAAGGAUAUGGAUACCCUUAUCCUGUAGCUCAUGUAGAUUUUUAUCCAAAUGGUGGAGUCAAUCAACCUGGUUGUCUAGAUGGGAUCAUCGCUACUCUAACUAAAAGAGAUUACGAUAAUUGCAACCAUAGAUGGGCCAAUUUUCUUUUUAUAGACAGCAUACUUAAUCCUCAAUGCCCUUACGUGGCUUAUGCUUGUUCCGAUUGGGACACAUUCUUAGAAGGACGAUGCGCCGAUUGCGGAGAUGAUGGCCAAAAUUGUGCCGUUUUGGGACUUCAAUCGGAUACUUAUGCUCCUAGUAGAGAUGUCAAAAAUCCCAGAAAAUACUUCUUAAAAACGAAUAGUCAAUGGCCAUAUUGUUUGUAUCACUAUCAAAUUAUUGUAAAAUUAAGUAGAGAAGGUGAAACUCAGUACGGUUCCUUAUAUCUAACAUUAGAAGGUCAAUUUGAUAAAGUUUCCUCCCAGUUAAGUAAGAAUAUUGAAACAUUUGUACCUGGUGAAACUUAUGUCUACUUAGUUACAAGCCCCAAAGAUAUUGGCCCGGUCGAAACUGCUAAAAUAUUUUGGCUCCGUUCUUUAUACAAAGUACCCGAUACAAAGGAUCCAAUGUUGUUCGUGGAAGCUAUUCAAGUUAAAUCCAUGUCGACACUCGAAAGAAACAAUCAAAUAUCUUCUCUGUGUGGAAACGGUGGAGCGAUACCCAAUUUAGAUCAAGUUCUGACAAAAUGCUCUGAAAGGUUAGAUUUACGUCCGAGUGAUCCCAUUCCCAGAAGAGUGAAAUUUUUUGGAGAGAGAAUUGGGAAACAGUACGAAAGAAUUAAAAAACCAAACGGAAAUCCAUACGACUACAGAUAUUUUGUUCAACACUCCAUAAAUCAUCAAUGA
Molecule: messenger RNA, 1596 nt
Organism: Centruroides sculpturatus (bark scorpion)
Lineage: Eukaryota; Metazoa; Arthropoda; Arachnida; Scorpiones; Buthidae
Product: pancreatic triacylglycerol lipase-like
Exons: 10
Coding region: 1-1596 (531 amino acids)
Biological process (GO): lipid metabolic process
Molecular function (GO): protein binding; lipase activity; carboxylic ester hydrolase activity
Source: RefSeq, a predicted model, not a curated record